Molecule: messenger RNA, 2801 nt
Organism: Acanthaster planci (crown-of-thorns starfish)
Lineage: Eukaryota; Metazoa; Echinodermata; Asteroidea; Valvatida; Acanthasteridae
Gene: clptm1
Product: CLPTM1 regulator of GABA type A receptor forward trafficking
Cellular component (GO): endomembrane system; membrane
Source: RefSeq, a predicted model, not a curated record
UAUUUCAACAUGGCGGACAACACAGCUGCUCAGCCAGCGAUCGGUGCCGGUCGGGAUGUGGCUUUGACAAAUGGCUCAGAAGUUGCCGAGAAUCAGAAUGGACAGGCAGGGGGCCGGCAGCAGGCUCAGCCCCAGCAGAGCACCUGGCAGAUGAUCAAAGGCAUUGCCUUCCGCAUUUUUGUCUUCUACAUGAUCAUGAGCUUUUUCCGCAAAUCCUCUGCACCAUCUGAGGACCCGGCUGCCACCACAGAGGACGGCAAGAGUGUGGCCACCAGCAAGAUGGCCAUCAACCUGUUUGAGAAGGGGAUGUUGAUGGACCUUCGCAUCUACAUCUCUGAGCAGGACAGAUUCACGCAGUUCAAUGACAGUAGCCACUUGUUCUGGGAACUGACAGACUUGGAAUACGGAGACUGGGUUGGGGGACCCAAUGGGGAUGGAUCUUACACAGUGUCAGACUUUGUGGACAUCUCAGAGGAAACCAUGAACAAUGGUUCUCUAUAUAUCCACAUAUACUUCACCAAGAGUGGUUACUCACCCGAUCCGAAACAGAAAGGGAAGUACGCUAAGAGAUACACCGUCUCCAUGUCCAAACGGUUGAACCGUUUCAAGAAGCGUCACUUCACCAAGACAAAGAACCUUUUGACCGGAGCAACUGAAGCCAGCCUUGAAGAUAUUAAGAGGGCCGAGGAGGAAGGCCCAACCCAGAUCAUUUCCCACUGGCAUCCCAAUCUCACCAUCAAUAUUGUGGAUGAUCACACACCCUGGAGGCGCGGGAGUGUUCCACAACCGCUUGAUGAGUUGGUCACGUUUCAUGUGUCUGGUGACUACUACCCGAUCGUGUACAUCAAUGAUUACUGGAAUCUCAACAGUGACUACAUGCCCAUCAAUGAGACCACACCACGCCUGCCGCUGUCCCUGACUUAUACUCCCAUCUCCUUGUUCAAGCUCCAGUUCUACGCAGCCCAGUCCAUGCGCAACCAGUGGUCCAUGAUUCUGGGGGAAGGGGGAGAAGGAGAUGACGACGAUGAACAGGACAGCUUAAAGAGAGCCAUGCUGGAGACUAACCCAUACCUGCUGGCACUUACUUUUGUCGUCUCCAUUGUACAUAGCGUGUUUGAAUUCUUGGCUUUCAAAAACGACAUCCAGUUCUGGAACAACCGCAAGUCCCUGGAGGGUCUGUCCGUGCGCUCCGUCUUCUUUGGUGUGUUCCAGUCGCUCAUCGUGCUGCUGUACAUCAUGGACAAUGAGACCAACUUUGUGGUCAAGGUCAGCGUCUUCAUAGGCCUGCUCAUUGAGGCCUGGAAGAUCACCAAGGUCGUCAAUGUCAAGAUUGAUACAGUUAAUCCAUACCUUGGAUUCAUACCAAUUCGAUUUGAGGACAAGUCAUCUUACACAGAGUCAUCAACUAAGAAAUAUGAUAUGAUGGCCUUCAAGUAUCUGUCCUGGCUUCUCUUCCCACUCUUAGCCAUAUACUCAGUCUACUCAAUCAUCUAUCAAGAGCAUAAAGGCUGGUACUCCUUUGUGCUGAACAUGCUCUAUGGCUUCCUCCUAACAUUUGGGUUCAUUAUGAUGACGCCCCAGCUGUUCAUCAAUUACAAGCUGAAGUCGGUGGCCCACCUGCCCUGGCGCAUGCUGACUUACAAAGCUCUCAACACCUUCAUCGACGACAUCUUUGCCUUUGUCAUUAGGAUGCCCAUGCUGUAUCGCAUUGGUUGCCUCCGUGACGAUGUGAUCUUUGUCAUAUACCUGUACCAACGCUACAUCUACCCAGUUGAUCUAAAGCGUGUCAACGAGUUUGGGACCACUGGGGAGAUGCACAUAGAGGCAGACAGCCAGACAGCUGCAGCCACUGAUGGUGCUGAGCCACAGGCGAUAGCUCCUCCCAAAAGCAAGGAGGAAAAGAAGAAAGAUUAGGUCAGCUGUAGCCCAAGCAACUCACCGGUGAAAGCCAAAUUAUGUAACUGGUUGUAAAUUUGCCCUUUUCUGUUUGGGGGUCCUUUUUUUUUUGGGUUGUAUCAUGGCAAUAGUUGUCAAUUGUCCCUAUGUUUGUGUGUGAUGUCUUGAGGCACUGUGAGUUGUGUUAGUUUGACGCUCCACCUCCUCCCCAAAACCAAAUUUACUUUGGACUAGAAGGUUGUUUUCUCCAUGGGAGACUUUGAAAUGCUUGCCGAGAGCAGACCAACCAGUCCUUUUGGUCAGUUCUGGACAUGUUUGCACUGUUCUGCCAAUGUGCCAAAGUUCUGAGCAUGCGCACAACUGUGCAAAACGACCAGUUUGUCUGCUGCUACCAAGCGUCUCAAAGUCAAAAAGUGUGGAAUACAUGAAAAAGAACACUCAGAAAUUCAGACUUCUGGUCACUGCAAACUCACUUCACACUGUGGUAAUGAUCACGGCCUUGUGCUGGCUGCUGUUAGAACCAUCACUUUGUAAAGGCGACGGUCAUUCAAUUGAUACGGUCAAAAAUGAGAAGCGACACUGCCGAUUAGUUACCGUCCAUUACAGACAGAAAGGUCUUGCACCUAGACUAGGCUUCUUCAGGCUUCUCUGCUGAAGUGUUUGUGAGAUUUUCAGAAAACUUUGGUUUCAUUACCAGAAAGAACUAAACCCCAAAUAAAUUUGCUUGUCUCAUACACUUUACACAAAGUUGCAACUCCACUGCACUGGCAAGGAUGUGGGGGGGGGGGUUUACACUUGUUGCUAUUACUAGAUUAGCAUGUUAUCCAGCUCGUAAGUGACUUUGUCACAAAGGCAGAUGCGCCACGAUUUGCAGACUCCCAUUGGACGAUCGCUGAAGUUGCGCG